This is a messenger RNA of Osmerus eperlanus (European smelt), 1515 nucleotides long. RefSeq lists its product as uncharacterized. The record is from RefSeq and is a predicted model, not a curated record. Gene Ontology annotation, cellular component: membrane. Lineage: Eukaryota; Metazoa; Chordata; Actinopteri; Osmeriformes; Osmeridae. The transcript has 4 exons. The coding region runs from base 304 to 1203 and encodes 299 amino acids.
UCUUCCCGAGCAAAGUUCAGUUGGACAUUGUCGAGAAAGACAAGGCUCCUUCCAAGAUCAUCAUGAGGAAAGUUUGUGUUUUCGGAUAAAGAAAAUCUUGGAAAAGUACCAGAUUCAUUUUGACUUUCUCUUCACUGCCAGAAGACUAGAAUACCUGUAUUUUCGUUCUUUUCUGUGGGCGGAGCCGAAGCUACCUGGAAAAGGUAAAAUACUUUCACGAAUUGUAAUCACAAACCUCCUAAAGUGGUUAAAGUUUCAGUAUAGCCCAGUCUCUACACUUAAGCUAUCAAGCUUACUUAAGGUAUGAGCCAGUCUCCGCGAACCAACCGAGGCCAAAGGGAAAGGGAGAGGGAGAGAAACGGCGGGGGUCACCGUGAGCAUCGCGAAGACAGACCGAGGAGGGAACCGCGCAAUGACCGACCACCGUCAAGCGGCAGAUCUUCAUCACAGCCCUCCACACCCCCUUCCAAACAUCAUCGUCAACACCGUGCUCCGCAAGAACGCGAGGAUUCAAAAUGCAACCAUAUCUGCUCCCGAAGAGGCAUCGUGCUAAUCGUCACCAUCCUCACCAACGCCCUGGUCCUGGUGUGUGUCGUGGCGGCCCAGAUGGUCAUGUCAGGGAUGUCCGCCAUGGGGGGGAUGACGACCUUCGACAUCAACUCGGCCUACAGCCCGUUCGAGGGCACCGAGCUCCAGAAGGUCAGAGACCUGGACAUGCAGUUCAGCCAGAUGAGAGCGCCGGGAAUCUAUGGCGGAGUUGCCUUCAGCCUAGUCUUCGGAGUCACCUCCCUUCUCUUCGUGGUUUCCGGCAACAAGCCGGCGUACGAGCUGAGCCGGAAGCUCCUGAUUGGAGGGCUGGCGUUCCAGGCGCUGGGGGCGGUGGCGUACGUGGUGGCGGUGGGGCUGUACCUGCACUUUGUCAUCGCGGUCAACGCCACGGACGUGUGCCGGCAGCGCGAGCGCCUGUACGCGGGCCGCGGCUACACGUGGAUGAACUGCGACGUGGGCGGGGCCGACGCCGCCGUGGCACUGUUCGGCCUCAUCACGGCCAUCCUGUACGGCGUGGGCGCCGUGCUCAGCUUCAGCGUGGUGCGGGCCGUGUGGGCCUAUCACCGCGACGGGCGGCGCCACGAGGCGGAGAGGCGCGCCGCCCCGGCCUUCCCCCAGAGGGCGCCGCUGCGGACGGAGGCGACGGCCGUGUGACGCCGCCGCCGCGCGGAGGAAUCCUCAAACGUAGCGUUUGUCUGCGAGCCGCCCCCCCCCCGUGGGCGGAGGAUUUCAUGAGAUGUCUAACCGGAGCGUCUCGGUUUUGAUCCUCCCGUGUGAAUGGACCAGUGUUUCGGCAGAUCCAGUCUCCCCCCCCCCCCCCCCCUCGCACAAAGCUCUCUUUUAACGCUUGCUUUUAAACAUUUUUAUACUGUAACAACGUGACUGUUCAGCACGGGAAGACGUCGCCUGUGUGUGUGUGUGUGUGUUUUGAUGUGGCGUGAUGUCAAUAAAACCCUUUGAACAAUU